AUGCCGGGUCUCACGAAAGUGUUCCUCAGCACCAAGGUCUACGUUGCAUCGCGCCGCGAGGUUGCCGCCAGCGGUUUGUGCAACGUCAUCCAGUCGCGCGUGGCCACGACGCUCGAGGCGCUGGCAAUUACCAACGCCGGCAUUUAUUGCACGCCGGACGACACGCUGUACACCAAGAUCAAGAUGAAGGCCGCUGGGAGGAGCAAGCUCGCGGAGAGCUCCACCCUCUCGAGCCCUGCCGAAAUGUACAACUGGAGCGUCAAGCCGGAUCGGCGUAUCUACCUUAGCUUCCGCAUGGUCGAGAUCCAAGGCACGUCCAUUGCCGGCUACUCAUACAACGAAGGCAUCGAGAACAUCAGCCAGACGUCGCGACCCGUCACGACCGGCUUUUGCGACAUGAGCCGCGGCCUCAAAGGCGACCCGGUCGACGACGAAGAAGACGAGACCGAGCUCGAGCCCGAGGAAGAAAACAAGCUGCGUCUGCGUGCGAUCGAGUCGGAGCAGAUGAAGACGCUCGUGGUCACGCAGCUGCACAAGGAGCAAGCCAUGACCAAGGACGUCGACAACAUCAUGCUGCAGCAGCGCCGCAAGCACAUCAAACAACGUAUCACCAAGCUCCAAGAUCGGCAGCACGGCAGCAGCGCCAGCAGCAACGCCCUGCGAUCCGAAAGUAGCAGCAGUGACUCGGCGCCGCACGACUACCUACAGCAGCGGGCGCACAUGAAUUUGAUGGAGCUGCUCGUUGGCGACAUGGACCGCGCGCGCUUCAACGCAACCGAGCUGCUCGCUCGCCCCGAUGUCGACGCGCGCCGGCUCAACCACAGCGAGCUGCACCUGCACUCGGGCAGCUCGUCCAUGAGCUCCGAGGGCAAGCGCCGGUCCAACUCGGUCAAAGGACGCGGCGUCUCGAGCCACAGCAGCGCCAGCAGCAGCAGCAACAGCAGCAAUGGCAUGCGCUUGCACGACCCAGCCGACUACGCGCCCUUGUCUCUCGACCAGCUCGAGCGCGAACUCGUUCAGACGAAGCACGAGAAGACGUUCCGUGCGCUACUACAAAAGCGCGCCGACCUCAAAGGAAAGAUCGCGCGCCUCGAGCAGCAGCUGGUGCCCGAGAUGCCAACGGCGCCCGCGCCACUGCACCCGAAUGCGUCGCCAGCCGAGAUUACCAUGUACAUCUCGGGGCGCAAGCGCGAGCUGCGCGACGUGGUGCAAAAGCUCAUGAAGACGACUCAAGACAAGGACAGCGUGAGCAGCAGCCUCUACAUGGCCCGGCGAAAAAAGCUUAAGCAGGCUAUCCUCACGGCGCAGGAAGCUCUGCAACGAGCGUCGGCCGUCACGACGGCAUCCACCGACGCGCCGACGUCACGCGCGCCGAGCGAAGCGACCAUGGACGCGCCUGCUGUCGAAAAGCGCAUUGCGGCUCUCAAGCGGGAGCUGCGCGAGAUUGUGUCGGCCGUCGCCCAGCCCACGUCGUCGACGGCCCAGAUGCCCGAGCUCCUCCGCCGGCGCAGCAUCGUCAAGGAGCACCUCGCCGCCGCUCAGGACCAUUUGGCACAGAUCACGUCGCCCGACGUCGAAAAGGCGAGGCACGAGAUCGCUGUCGUGCAGCACGCCGGCCGAUUUGGCCAAGUCGUCGACUUGGCGAAGACCUCGGCGCGGAACGUCUUUGUCAACUACGCGCGCGGCAACACCUUUGACCUGCAUGUCGUGAACCCCGGCUUGCUCGCCAACAUGGAAGAAGUUUCGCGCUUUAUUGCGCCGUCACCCGCCGAAGCGCACAAGUGGGUUCGCGCCAUUAACGACAGGAUCAAGGUCCUCGAGACCGCAACGCCGAUGGGUGCCGACGGCUUUGGCCGCAACUCGGUUGUCUUUUAA
Saprolegnia parasitica CBS 223.65 is the source of this 1875-nucleotide messenger RNA. RefSeq lists its product as hypothetical. The transcript has 10 exons. Lineage: Eukaryota; Oomycota; Saprolegniomycetes; Saprolegniales; Saprolegniaceae. The coding region runs from base 1 to 1875 and encodes 624 amino acids. The record is from RefSeq and is a predicted model, not a curated record.